Polychytrium aggregatum is the source of this 315-nucleotide messenger RNA. RefSeq names its product thioredoxin-like protein. The record is from RefSeq and is a predicted model, not a curated record. Gene Ontology annotation, molecular function: protein-disulfide reductase activity. The transcript has 5 exons. Bases 1 to 315 code for a protein of 104 amino acids. Lineage: Eukaryota; Fungi; Chytridiomycota; Chytridiomycetes; Polychytriales.
AUGGCUCCCAAGAUCAUCUCCUCCAAGGCCGAGUUCGACGCCACCAUCAGCCUCCCCGUCGCCGUCGUUGACUUUUACGCCACCUGGUGCGGUCCCUGCAAGGUCAUCGCCCCCUCGUUCGCCAAGUGGUCUGAUAUCUACACCAACGUCGUCUUUGCCAAGGUCGAUGUCGAUGAGCUCCCCGACGUUGCUGAGCAGGCCAAGAUCCGUGCCAUGCCCACCUUCCAGAUCUACAAGAACGGCCAGCUCGAGACCGAGAUUGUUGGCGCCAAGGCUGCCGAUCUCGAGACCGCCAUCUCCAAGGCCAACCAGUAA